Messenger RNA from Sciurus carolinensis (gray squirrel), 368 nucleotides. RefSeq names its product cytochrome c, somatic-like. Gene Ontology annotation, molecular function: heme binding; electron transfer activity. Gene Ontology annotation, cellular component: mitochondrial intermembrane space. Lineage: Eukaryota; Metazoa; Chordata; Mammalia; Rodentia; Sciuridae. Bases 54 to 368 code for a protein of 104 amino acids. The transcript has a single exon. The record is from RefSeq and is a predicted model, not a curated record. Gene Ontology annotation, biological process: mitochondrial electron transport, cytochrome c to oxygen; mitochondrial electron transport, ubiquinol to cytochrome c.
CGGCUUCUGAGCGGGAAACUUCUUUGCACUAGCGACGAAAAAACGAAUUAAAAAUGGGUGAUGUUGAGAAAGGCAAGAAGAUCUUUGUUCAGAAGUGUGCCCAGUGCUACACUGUGGAAAAGGGAGGCAAACACCAGACUGGGCCAAAUCUCCAUGGACUGUUUGGGCGGAAGACAGGUCAGGCUGCUGGAUUCUCUUACACAGAUGCCAACAAGGACAAAGGCAUCGCCUGGGGAGAGGGUACACUGAUGGAGUAUUUGGAGAAUCCCAAAAAGUACAUCCCUGGAACAAAAGUGAUCUUCGCUGUCAUCAAGAAGGGAGGAAGGGCAGACUUAAUAGCUUUCCUCAAAAAAGCUACUAAUGAGUAA